Messenger RNA from Neltuma alba, 2998 nucleotides. RefSeq names its product pentatricopeptide repeat-containing protein At3g54980, mitochondrial-like. The record is from RefSeq and is a predicted model, not a curated record. The transcript has a single exon. Gene Ontology annotation, molecular function: protein binding. Lineage: Eukaryota; Viridiplantae; Streptophyta; Magnoliopsida; Fabales; Fabaceae. The coding region runs from base 118 to 2748 and encodes 876 amino acids.
GAGAAGCUGACUCUGCUGCGGACUUGUUUCAUUCUGUAUUCGCUGCAAUUGUAGCCACCUGCUGUGUUUCUGGGUUUGCUUUCUUUUUUCACAAUGACUCACCAAACAAUUUAGGUAAUGUGGAAGAUACCUUCCACCAACAUGUCAUUGAUCCCUCAGCACAAGCUUCGUUUUUUCUUACGAUUAAGCAAUUUGUGCUCGAAGGCACGUCUCCCUAGUGAGCCUCAUGUAGACCUGGAAACAUCAAAUUCCACUUUUACUUCAAGUGACAAUUAUCCUGAGCAAAUCACAUCGAAAUCGAAUCAUAUGGAAGGAGUUUCAUCUGCAAUUGAUUUGGAUGAAAGCUUAUGUUGUGAGGAUCCGCCAAAUGCUGACUUCAUUGAACCCAUCGUGGGUGAUUUUGUUUCAACUUCAAAGCAUGUCGUGGACACCCUAUUAAGUUACAAGAACCAGCCCAUAGCAGCUUUAAAGUUCUUCAAGGGAAUAGAAUGUAAAUGGGGUUCUAUAAAAACCGCUGAUGCUUUCUGUUUGUUGCUUCAUAUUUUGACAUUUCACUCCAAGACUCGUGGGGUUGCUCAGGAUCUGCUCGGCAACUAUAUUGUUGGUCAUUCAGAUUUAGCUCCUAGUGCAUUUGUGCAACUACUAGUUGAGUGUGCAGGAAGGUACAAGCUUGAAUCAAGCUCUCGGGUUGUCAACUAUUUAAUGAAUAGUUAUGUUAAAGCUAAUAAACUCAAAGAUGCUGUUGAUUGUUUUAAAACGAUGGUAAAUCAAAAUAUUGAUCCUUGGGUCCAAUUUAUGAAUCGCCUUUUGAAAGCAAUGGUUAAGGGGAACAUGAUUGAUGAAGCACUAGAUUUGUAUGAUGAAAUGAUUCGAAGAAGAAUCUAUGGCAAUUGUUUUACACUAGAUGAAGUAAUGUCUGCAUGUUUAAUACAAGGGUAUCAUGAAAAGGCAGAAAAGUAUUUCAAAGAGUUUAGGGCUGGAAGGCCAAAACUUGAUGCUUUGGAAUAUGACAUCGUUAUUCAAGCUGCUUGCAAGUGGCCUAACUUAAUGUUGGUGUGUAGUCUACUGAAGGAGAUGCAAGAUAUGGGUUGGGUGCCCUCUGAGGGCACAUAUACACGUGCCAUUGGUGCUUGUGCGAAGCAUGGAAAUGUCACAGAGGCAUUGAGGCUUAAGGAUGAGAUGGUGAACAGUAAUAUACCAAUGAACAUCAAAGUCACAAAAAGUUUGAUAAAAUUGUAUUGCAUGCAGGGGAAUAUUACUACUGCAUUAAAGUUGUUCAAUGAAACACUUGAGGCUGGACUUGCUCCUGACGAGGAUACUUUCUCUCUUUUGAUCAAUUGGUGCUCUAAGAUUGGGAAUAUGGAGAAGGCAUAUGAAAUUUUCUCCCAAAUGAAACUCAUGGGCAUCCAGCCUACUUCCUUUAUUUUCAAUUGCCUUCUAAAAGGAUUCUUGAAACAGGAUUUGCAAGAAGAUGCAAAUAGAUUGUUCGAUGAGGCACUUGAGCAUGGUACUGCUAAUGUUGUGACAUAUAAUGUCCUCUUAUCCUGGCUCUGUGAUCAGGGCAAGAUUAAUGAGGCUAAUAAUUUGUGGGAUAAGAUGAUGGUUAAGGGCAUUGUGCCUUCCAUAGUCUCUUACAACAGCAUGAUACUUGGCAGCUGUAGAAAGGGUCAUGUUGAUGAUGCAGUUAGGGUGAUGAAUGAGAUUCUAAAAGCAGGUUUAAAACCAAAUUACUAUACAUAUACUAUUUUAAUAGAUGGAUUUUUCACAAAAGGUGACUCUGAACAUGCACUCAAUCUGUUUGACCAAAUGGUGGCUGCAAAAAUUGCGCCAACAGAUUUCACUUUUAACACGGUUAUAAAUGGCUUGUGUAAAGUUGGUCGGACGUCUGAGGCAAGGAAUAUGUUGAACAAGUUCGCUGAGAAGGGUUUUGUUCCUACAUUAAGGACUUACAAUUGCAUCAUCAAUGGAUAUGUCAGGGAAGGUGCAGUCACUACAGCAUUGUCUGUGUACAAGAAGAUGUCUGAAGAUGGAAUCCCACCAAAUGUUAUCACUUAUACCAUUUUGAUUAAUGGACUUUGCAAAAGCAAUGACAUUGGUCUUGCUUUGAAAAUGCAUGAUGAUAUGAGAAAUGUUGGUUUUGAAUUGGAUAUUACUGCAUACGGUGCUCUUAUUGAUGGGUUCUGCAAACAGCGAGACAUGGAAAAUGCUUGCAGACUGUUUUCUGAGCUCUUGGAGGUUGGUUUGUCUCCUAACACCGUUAUUUAUAAUAGCAUGAUCAGUGGUUUUAGAAAUUUGAAAAAUAUGGAAGAAGCAUUGAAUUUGCACAAGAAAAUGAUUAAUGAGAAAAUUCCAUGCGAUUUACAAAUAUACACAACAUUGGUCGCUGGGCUUCUCGAAGAGGGUAAAUUGGCCCUUGCUUCAAAUUUUUACUCAGAGAUGCUAUCCAAGGGUGUUGUGCCUGAUAUGAUCAUGUGCACUACUCUGAUAAAUGGACUCUGUAAACGAGGACAAGUAUCAAAUGCUCUAAAGAUCCGGGAAGAAAUGUAUAUGAGUAAUAUAACUCCUACUGUUCUUGUUUAUAACACUUUAAUUUCUGGACUCUUUAGGGAGGGCAAUUUACAAGAGGCAAUUAGAUUGCAUGACGAGAUGCUUGAUAGAGGUCUUGUGGCUGAUGACACUUCCUAUGAUAUGCUCGUAAAUGGAAAGUUCAAGGGAUCAAAUCCUCUGGUUAGAUUUAAUUUGCAUUAACAGGAUCUAAUCCAAUGUUGAUGCAUGUCUCACAAGUCUUAUUUUCCAUAACCUUAGGACCUAGAAACUAAGUUGAAAUUAUUUUCCUUUAGAUUGCAGUUCCAUUUGAGUACAAUUUUAAUUCUCUCUCUGUUGGAAUUCCUCUGAUGGAUCAAGAGUAUAAUGGAUUCAAUCUGAUGUUCCGUUUGAACUCAACUAUGGUUUUAGCAAGUAUAAAUGAAUUCUGUCAGUUGGAGUCUUGUUUGGCCAA